This is a messenger RNA of Penicillium bovifimosum, 1098 nucleotides long. RefSeq lists its product as uncharacterized. Lineage: Eukaryota; Fungi; Ascomycota; Eurotiomycetes; Eurotiales; Aspergillaceae. The transcript has a single exon. Bases 1 to 1098 code for a protein of 365 amino acids. The record is from RefSeq and is a predicted model, not a curated record.
AUGCCCUCGAGGCGAGAUUUAACAAAACGACGGGUACGGGAAUCGGAGGUUUUCCAAGACCUUGUCCCGUCGCUACCCGCGGCCCCCCUGAUAUCCCCUCUCUUUACUGUCUGUCCCGCCGAAAUCCGCAAUCGCAUCUACACGUUUGUUCUUGAAUCCGAGGACACUUCCACAGAAGACAGCCCUUCCCUCUAUAAACGAAAUGCUUUCUACUACCGGCCCGGGUACAAGCAGCCCAAACGCAUUGAGACCGCUCUUCUCCAGACGUGCCAGCAAAUAUACGCCGAGGCAUCUCUCCUCCCACCGGCAGUCAAUGAGCAUACCUUCUGGUUCUAUCGGGCUCCACCACAUAUUAGAGAUGCCUCUUCACCCUCGGAAUAUUUUCGCAGGAUGACUCCGAAACAGCGGGCCCACGUGCAACAUCUACACCUCUUCACCCAGCAGUACUUCCUGGAGGACCGUUGUUGGUCUAAUAUAUGGGACGGCAUCAAGAUAGGUAAUGAUGGCCGCAAACUGCGAGGAGAGUGCAGGAUAGCGCCGAAAAGGAUGACCAUCACCUUCCGUCACACCGACUGGUGGCACUGGGAGGACAACGAACCCCUUGGCAUCGAUCCGUUCCGAACUGGUAGAACCCGAGCGGCCGAGAUGGGCACUGCUAGCAACCUGCACAAUGAGUCGAGGGCAUGGGGCACUCAAUUCGAUACCUUUCACUGUCUAAAUGAACUCGUGAUUGAGUUCGAGACGGUCAUGCGGAAAAGGGGCCAGUUAGAUGAUAUUAUUCAACGAGCGCUGGAAUGGAAAUUUCCCCUUCAGCCUGACAAGGAUGUUUAUUUAGUCGCCGACUCCAAGUCGAAGGGCGCAUAUACCUGGGUUGGGGCAGAAGAGACGCAAUUGAAGAGACAACGGCCUGCCGUGCCACGGCUAAUGCAUAAUGAGGUCGGAUCAGAAGUUCCACUGGCUCAGGAGCAGGAGCUGGGUCUUGCAGCCCCAGUUUUGAAGCCAUUUGAUGUCAACGAGCCAGUGAGUCAUUCUGAACUUGACCAGAACACGGAGUUGUUCUACGUUGUCUUUUUGACAUGGAGAAAGCAGCUUGUUUGA